Phoenix dactylifera (date palm) is the source of this 4426-nucleotide messenger RNA. RefSeq names its product regulator of nonsense transcripts UPF2. Gene Ontology annotation, cellular component: exon-exon junction complex; cytoplasm. The record is from RefSeq and is a predicted model, not a curated record. Gene Ontology annotation, biological process: nuclear-transcribed mRNA catabolic process, nonsense-mediated decay. NCBI's taxonomy places the organism in Eukaryota, Viridiplantae, Streptophyta, Magnoliopsida, Arecales, Arecaceae. Gene Ontology annotation, molecular function: RNA binding; protein binding.
AUCGAGCGCUCGGUACCCAGAGCCAUCGUUCAUGGUUCAUCGAGGGCUCGGCCUUCUUCCGACAGCCGUGCUCCGAUCCUCGCCAUCGCCACCUCCGGCGAAGCUGAUGUUCUGAACGGUGCGAGCGUUUUGAAGAGCCAGAUGGUUCCUCCUACUAAAGGAGAAAUGGAACAUCCAGAAGAUGAGUGUCGGAUGGUUGGUGAACAUCAUGAUAAACAGGAUGAUGAGGAAAGUGCUGCACGUCUUGAUGAAUGUAAGAAAUCAAUUGAUGUGAAACUUGCUCUCCGUCAUAGCAAUCUGAAUCCUGAAAGGCCAGACUCAGGUUUUCUCAGGAUGUUGGACUCCAGUAUUAAACGCAAUACAACGGUUAUUAAAAAGCUUAAACAGAUAAAUGAUGAGCAACGAGAAGGGUUGAUGGAUGAAUUAAGAAGUGUCAACUUAAGCAAAUUUGUCAGUGAAGCUGCGGCAGCUAUUUGUGAUGCCAAGCUUAGAACUUCAGAUAUACAAGCUGCUGUGCAGGUCUGCUCGUUGCUUCAUCAGAGAUACAAAGACUUCUCCCCUUGCUUUAUUCAGGGCCUCUUGAAAGUUUUCUUUCCUGGAAAAUGUGGUGAUGAUUUGGAUGCAGAUAAAAACAUGAGGGCAAUAAAGAAAAGGAGCACUCUGAAACUUCUUAUGGAACUUUAUUUUGUUGGAGUUGUGGUGGAUGUCGGCAUUUUUGUAAAUAUUAUAAAGGAUCUUACCAGCUUGGAACAUUUAAAGGAUCAGGAUGUAACUCAGACCAAUUUGUCCCUUCUCACCAGUUUUGCUCGACAAGGCAGGUACUUCAUAGGGCUCCAUCAGCCUGGACAAGAAGUUCAUGAUGAGUUCUUUAAGGACCUUAAUGUCACUGCAGAUCAAAAAAAAAUCUUCAAGAAAGCAUUUCACUCAUAUUAUGAUGCUGUAGCUGAACUACUUCAAUCUGAGCACCAUUCUCUUCAAAUGAUGGAACUCGAGAAUGCAAAGAUCUUAAGCGCUAAAGGGGAGCUCAGUGAUGAGAAUGCAGCUUCUUAUGAGAAACUUCGGAAGUCUCAUGAUCACCUAUUUCGUGGUGUCUCCUCUUUGGCUGAGGCCCUUGAUAUGCAACCUCCAGUAAUGCCAGAUGAUGGACACACGACUAGGGUAACCACCGGUGUUGAAGUAUCAUCUUCAGCUUCUGGCAAGGAGUCUUCUUUGCUUGAACCUGUAUGGGAUGAUGAAGAUACAAGGGCAUUUUAUGAAUCCUUGCCUGAUCUGAGAGCUUUUGUUCCUGCUGUAUUAUUGGGAGAAGCUGAGCCCAAGUUAAAUGAGCAACAUCCGAAGACACCAGAACAACAAAGUGAAUCUGCCCCGGAGCCCGACAUGGAAGCCCAAGAUAUUGCUGAGGCCUGUGCAGACUCGGAACCUUUACCAGAGGGAAAAGCAGAGGAAAAAGGUAAAGAUAAAGAGGACAAAGAUAAGGAAAAGAUGAAAGAAUCUGCAAAAGAAAAAUCGAAAGAGAAAGACACUGAAAGGAAAGGAGAAGGUGAAAAGGAUAAAGUUAAAGGCCUUGAUGGUACAAGCUUAGAUGGUCUGUUUCAGAGGCUUCCAAGUUGUGUGAGCCGUGACCUUAUUGAUCAGUUGACGGUCGAAUUUUGCUACUUGAAUUCGAAGGCAAAUCGAAAGAAACUUGUUAGGAGUUUGUUCAAUGUCCCGAGGACUUCCUUAGAAUUACUACCAUACUAUUCUCGAAUGGUAGCAACAUUGUCGACAUGUAUGAAAGAUGUUCCAACUAUGCUUUUGUCAAUGUUGGAAGACGAGUUCAACUUUUUGAUAAAUAAAAAGGAUCAGACAAACAUAGAGACCAAGAUAAAGAACAUCAGAUUUAUUGGAGAGCUGUGCAAAUUUAAAAUUGCACCUGCAGGACUUGUUUUUAGUUGCUUGAAGGCUUGUUUAGAUGACUUCACUCAUCAUAACAUAGAUGUUGCUUGCAAUCUUCUUGAGACAUGUGGCCGUUUUCUGUAUCGAACUCCAGAAACUACAAUACGCAUGGCUAACAUGUUGGACAUACUGAUGCGUUUAAAGAAUGUCAAAAAUUUGGAUCCACGUCAUAGUACACUUGCAGAAAAUGCUUAUUACUUGUGCAGACCACCUGAACGAUCUGCUAGAGUUUCUAAAGUACGCCCUCCAUUAUAUCAGUAUAUCAGGAAAUUGCUUUUUUCAGACCUCAAUAAGUCCACUGUUGAACACGUUGUUAGACAGUUGCGCAAGUUACCUUGGGCAGAAUGCGAAUCAUAUAUCUUGAAGUGCUUUCUGAAGGUCCACAGGGGGAAGUACAGUCAAGUUAAUCUGAUUGCUUUACUCACUGCAGGCCUCAGUCAUUACCAUGGUGAAUUUGCAGUAGCAGUAGUGGAUGAGGUUUUGGAGGAGAUUAGGCUAGGGUUGGAAUUGAAUGAUUAUGGGAUGCAGCAGCGGCGCCUUGCUCACAUGCGAUUCUUAGGAGACCUAUACAACUAUGAGCAUAUUGAUUCAUCUGUAAUUUUUGAAACAUUAUACCUGAUUAUCAUUUUCGGACAUGGAACACCAGAACAAGAUGCACUGGAUCCACCAGAAGAUUGCUUCCGUAUCAGGAUGAUAAUAACACUUCUUCAGACAUGUGGUCAUUAUUUUGAUCGAGGUUCUUCAAAGAGGAAGCUUGAUAGAUUUUUGAUGUAUUUUCAGAGAUACGUGCUUAGCAAAGGUCCGAUACCACUAGAUAUUGAGUUUGACAUUCAGGAUAUGUUUGCCGAGUUACGACCAAACAUGACUCGUUACUCAUCCAUUGAGGAAGUUAAUGCUGCAUUGAUCGAACUUGAAGAACAUGAGCGCAUGGCCUCAAUAGAAAAGGCCAGCAGUGAGAAGCACUCGGAUAGUGAAUCUCAGAAAACUCUGUCCCAAACAGCCACUACCAUCACAGCCAAUGGCAGCAUCUUAGCAAACGGAAAGAAGGAAAAUGGCAGGAAGCAUGAAGAACCACCAGACAGUGAAAGCUAUUCAGAUGGUGGCAGUAUUGAUCCGGAAGGACAUGAAGAUGAGGAAGAGCUGUUGUAUGAGGACAGAUCAGAUGACAGAUCUGAAGGGGAUGGUGAUGAUGAGGAUGAUGGGGGGCCCAUGGGUUCUGAUGAGGAAGACAGUAUUCAGGUCAGGCAGAAGCUGGUGGAAGUUGAUCCUGAGGAGGAAGAGGACUUUGACCGAGAGCUGAGAGCCCUCAUGCAGGAGAGUUUGGAGUCCCGCAAGUUAGAGCUACGGGCAAGGCCCACUCUGAACAUGAAGAUACCAAUGAAUGUAUUUGAGGGGUCUAAAGAUACACGGACCAUUGAGGGGGAGAGCGUGGAGGAGACAAUGGAUGAGGAGGGUGGCAGCGGUGCAGGGCACAAGGUGAGGGUGAAGGUGCUUCUUAAGAGGGGGAGCAAGCAGCAGACGAAGCAGAUGGAUAUUCCUCAGGACUGCUCACUCGUGCAGAGCACAAAGCAGAAAGAGGCUGCGGAGCUGGAGGAGAAGCAGAGCAUUAAGCGGAGGAUCCUGGAGUACAAUGAGAGGGAAGAGGAGGAAUCAAAUGGGAUCUCAUCCCAGACUGGAACUUGGAUGCAAACCGGGAGCAGUGUUGGUAGCAGUAGGCUGGUGGGUCGUGGCAAUUGGGAUGGUGCAGGAAGGACAGGAGGAGCACGGCAGCGGCUCCAUUCAUCUGGUGGGUUUUAUCAUGGGCAUGGUAGGAGAAGAUGAAUGGUUGGCAGUGAUUGGUGCCAUGAGUACUCUUCGAUUUUUCUUACAAAUGAAUGGCAUGGCAGGUUUAUCAGAAAGGACAGGUCGCUAGAACUGCGACCUUAGCCUGUGUUUUUCAAAUUUGAUAAGGGUGGCAGUCACAAAUCCAAAAUCAAAUCCCUCAAAACUUGGUCUUAUGCUCAUCCAUGGGAAAAUGUCUUUUUAAAGUGCAGCCCUACCAAUGGAAGCUGCUGAGGAGCAAAGUCUUGACGAAUCUGCUGAUGCUGUUUACGUAGUUGUCUUGGUUAGGGUUGUUUGAAUAUGGGAGUUCUUGAAGUUAAAGAGUAGAUAUUAUUCAUGCUUGUACUGGAAAUUUGGAUCUCUUAUGUGAGAUAACAGCUAUUUUGUUGUAUAAGGAGGUCGCUGACAUGAAAGCUAGCAGUUAGCCUACAACUAGUGGAGUUCUGAAGUGUAGAUAGAACGGACUUGUACGUGGAUAUGGAUGCAGCUUGUUUAUUGUGUCUUGAAGUUUUACCAAGGUGCUGAAGCCCUGUCUCCAGACUCAUGCUUUAAGGCUAGGGCCUUGGAUGAUAUUAUUUUUUAUAUAGUUCUCAAGGUUAGGCCGCCUGGGCAGUUCCAAACCGAGUUAACCGGAUUUUAAAAAUUGUACAAAAAAAAGGUGACUCAACCA